AAUCUUUUUUUUCUUAGAAUGUUUUUUGUCAUCUUGGUGGCAAUAAGAAUUUUAAAUCUUGUGAUUUCCGAUUUCUUGCUAGGUUUUUGUUUAGGGUUGAAAAUUUUAAACAGAUUUUGAGAAUAGUAGGUUGAAAUUUAGUGAAAUUUCUUACAUAUUCACUGUAUAGAUUUACAGCUUUAAAUCAAAAGCAGCUCUACAAACUUAUCAGAAAAACGAAAGAUCUUACCGUCUGAAAAAAUGUCUACUCACUCUGCUGCUAAAGGAAAACUAAUCGCUGUAAUUGGUGACGAGGACACUUGUGUUGGUUUUUUGCUGGGUGGCAUUGGUGAAGUGAACAAAUCGAGGCAGACUAAUUUUAUGGUUGUAGAAAAAAAUACUCCAGCAAGUGAAAUUGAAGAGACAUUCAAGAACUUUGUUAAGAGAGAUGACAUCGAUAUCAUCCUUAUCAAUCAAAAUAUUGCUGAGAUGAUUCGUUAUGUGAUUGAUGCCCACACUAAACCAGUACCAGCUGUACUUGAGAUCCCAUCAAAGGAUCAUCCCUAUGAUCCAAGCAAGGAUUCCAUUCUACGAAGGGCAAAGGGUAUAUUCCAAGCAGAAGAAUAUAGAUAGAGAAAUAUUCCAGCAAUUAAGGUUAUUUAUUAUUCCAGAUUUUAUUGUUAUUCCAGAACUUGUCUCGUGAAUUAUGUGAACUAUUUUUGUUUUUGAAAUGCCUGUUUGUAGAUUUUGACGAAAUUGUUGCGUCAUUAAAUCUUAUUGUCGUACGUCUGGUGGUUGUGAAGAAUCGUUCUCUUGUAGUCAAGUUUAUAAAUUAAAUUUAUGUGAAAAUG
Messenger RNA from Parasteatoda tepidariorum (common house spider), 830 nucleotides. It is a transcript of the gene Vha14-1, whose product is annotated as V-type proton ATPase subunit Vha14-1. The record is from RefSeq and is a predicted model, not a curated record. Gene Ontology annotation, biological process: proton transmembrane transport. Gene Ontology annotation, molecular function: proton-transporting ATPase activity, rotational mechanism. Gene Ontology annotation, cellular component: proton-transporting V-type ATPase, V1 domain; membrane. Lineage: Eukaryota; Metazoa; Arthropoda; Arachnida; Araneae; Theridiidae.